UAGAUUUGCCACCAAAUCCGUUACGAUGCUAUUUUAAAGGUAAAGUGCACAUGGACAAGUCAUUGCAAUUGGUUGAUCGGCAUGGGGGACGUGUAUGGGGCGGAGCUGCAGCACCCCGUGUUCCAGGCCCUGGACAUCUCCGACCUCUUCGCGACCAUUGAAGACCACGAAUCCAGGAUACAACAUGCCUUUGAAUCUCCGAAAUCCUCGUUCCAGACCUUCCACGACAGUCUGCAGGACUUGUUCGAAUGCUUGCAAAAGCUCAAAGCCCAGUUCCGUGCAUUCGCGGUACGAUCUACCUCUAGCCUUGUACUAACGUGAACGGCGCACGUUCCAGGCCCAUCGAUCGCUUCACAUUGACAACGCGACGUUUUCACGAUGGAGAACCAAACUCGACGACGCGCACAAAGUGGAAAAGACGUACCUCCACACCAUCACCCAACUGCAAAGUCAAGUCAUGGAGCUGCAGCAUCAGCGCCAAGUGGCGCAUCGGACAUUCGAAGCUGCGUUGGCGGCCAUGGAAGCGCGGAUCUCGACGCGAUUGUCCGUCGCCGAGUUGGCCGAAUGCGAGCGCAUGUGGGCGCACGAGCGAGAAAGUCUUGGUAUUGACACCGCCAACAAGAUGGAGGCGCUCGAACAGCGCGCGGAUGAUCUCCAAUGUGCGUGUAUACUGCUGUCACGACAUCCAAAGCUUAUCUUAGAUCAGGUCAACUGCACCAAACUGGCGACUCGCUGUACCAACGGGAACACCGACUCAAGUGCCUCGAGCAAAUGAUAGACGACAGCCAGCAGCAACCGACAGCGUCACCGAUGACGAUGCGGCCUGUGACGCCGUCUGUGUCGGUUGUAGUGACCACUUCCGGUCCAAGAGGACCAGUGCCGCCACCGAAGCCCACGACAGCAUCGGCAGCAGUUCAAGCCGAUCUCCGACCCCCGCCUACUCGACCCUCGAAGCCCAAAACCAACACUGAAAUGGAUCAAGACAUGAUUCUCAUUGAGCUGGAUGCGAUCCGGAAGCUACUGGACAGAGACAUGGUCGACGGAGGUGGCGGAGCAUGGGACCAAGUGCGGUCCUGCGGCGUCCUCGCCUCAGUGGUGUCCAUCAAACAGCGCCUCGUGACUGGCCUGGCGAUUGCGAAAAUGGUGAAACUCCGGACUGCAGCUGAUACGAACAACAACAACCAAGUGCUGUCUGCGAGGCAUCGACCACAGCAACAACAAGCGACACCCGAAACGCCUCUGCUUCCCCACUCGACUCAUAACGUCCUAACCACAAAAGCCAACCUGAAACUAACCCAACGCCACAAGACGUCCACCCUCCCCACCGUUCACGCGCGCUCCAAGAGUGCAGUGAGGAGACCACCUACGCAUACCGACACCUGUUCAAGCGGUGGAGCAGCGUAUUCUGCUCCAGGCGACAAACUGUUCAACUUGAACUUGGAUCAUCCAGCUAGCCCUGGGCUGUUGUCGAUCCAAAGCAGUCGCGAGCGCCAGCCUGCGCGCAUGUAAAUACAACUGUGCCAUAAUCGAGCAUUUUGAUUGGCGUGCCAAA
This is a messenger RNA of Aphanomyces astaci, 1552 nucleotides long. RefSeq lists its product as hypothetical. Lineage: Eukaryota; Oomycota; Saprolegniomycetes; Saprolegniales; Verrucalvaceae. Bases 658 to 1509 code for a protein of 283 amino acids. The transcript has 2 exons. The record is from RefSeq and is a predicted model, not a curated record.